Mytilus trossulus (common blue mussel) is the source of this 691-nucleotide messenger RNA. RefSeq lists its product as uncharacterized. The transcript has 3 exons. Bases 272 to 691 code for a protein of 139 amino acids. The record is from RefSeq and is a predicted model, not a curated record. Lineage: Eukaryota; Metazoa; Mollusca; Bivalvia; Mytilida; Mytilidae.
UAUAAGCAUUUACAGCUGAUGAUAGUUAGUUCAAAGAAAAUUGUUGAUGUAUUGGAAAUGAUAACGGUAUGUACAACGACUAAGAUCAACACUCGGCUAAUAACUUACAUGUUAUCAAAUACAUCCUUACACGUUUAGUUAAUAAUGACAGUAAUUAAUCAUCAUAGUUUUUAAAUCGAUAUUUGAGUUUCUAAAACAUUUCAAAAUUUGAAAAAAAAUGUACUGGAUGUAGGACAAGCUGCUGGAUCAUAAUGGUAACGAAAAUAAAGAAAUGUUGACAGUGUUUUGGAUUCUUCAAAGUUUAUUGUUUAUAGGUUGCUGUUGCGCACUGAAAUGCUGGCAUUGUAUAUCAGACAACUGUGAUAUAGACCCGGAUGAUAACGAAAGAGCUGAGCAGAGAACAUGUAAACGGGGCCAAUAUUGUCAGAAGGUUUACUUUGAGAUGCAUAGUACAUUCGAAAACAAACAAUUAUAUUCCACUGUUCGCGGUUGUGCAUGGGAUUGCUCGCCUAAAAAUGAUUUUAGAAAUUGUUCACGGGACCUUUAUUCCUCAAGAGGAUGUAUCGAAAAAAUGUGUUGCAAUGACAACGAUUUGUGUAAUGGCAGUAACAUAAUUCACAUGACAGGAAUAUCAAGAAUUCUCGGAAUGCUUAUUUUUACAACGAUCAUAUCUAAUAUGGGUUUUACAUAG